Stegodyphus dumicola is the source of this 801-nucleotide messenger RNA. RefSeq lists its product as uncharacterized. NCBI's taxonomy places the organism in Eukaryota, Metazoa, Arthropoda, Arachnida, Araneae, Eresidae. The record is from RefSeq and is a predicted model, not a curated record.
AUGCAGAAUAGUGUUUUUCAAGGGGAAGCAGUGGCGAUAGCACGCGCUAUCCGCUACUUGCUGACUCAGAAUAUAACACAAGCGACAAUCAAUUCUGAUAGCCUUUCUGUCAUCCACGCCAUUGGCAAUCCUGAGCAUUCCUCUCCAAUUAUACGAGACAUUCAACAAGACUUACGUGCUUCUCCGUCUUUCACUAUUCAUAUUUCUUGGGUUAAAGCGCAUGUGGGAGAAUAUAACGAACUUGCUGAUGUCUAUGCCAAGGAGGCGGCUUCUGGUGAUGCUGAUGAGAAUAUAUCCAUUUCUUGGCCACAUUCGUUUCUCAAGCGAACUUUACGUCUUCGAGCAAUUAGUAAGUGGCAAGAGGAAUGGGACAAUAGCUUCACCGGUCGACAUACUUUCUACCAUCUUUUAUAUGUGUCGACAGAUCAUUGCUGUGGCAAUGCCCAUCUUUCCUGUUACAUUUCGGGGCAUGGACCUUUUCCUGAAUUCUUCGCACGCUUUGGCAUUAGUGAUAUCAAUGUCUGCAGUUGUGGUGAACUCGGCUCUCCGGAGCACUAUUUAGCCAAUUGUCCCCUGACAGAAGGCCUACAUAUACGAUUUCCUACGCAAAAUCGUCAGGCAUUUUGCAAACUCUUAGUUAAGCAAAGACACCUGAUCCGAAAACUAAAUUGCGUAAUGGAGAAAGCCUCCAGCAUUGGGAUUGACCUAUGUCAAGUUUCAUCUAAAUGGUUUUCAGGAAAUGUAUUAACCAUUUACUAUCUGCUUUUUGUAGCUAGACUAUUAAUAACAAAUGAAAUAUAA